Theobroma cacao (cacao) is the source of this 1009-nucleotide messenger RNA. Lineage: Eukaryota; Viridiplantae; Streptophyta; Magnoliopsida; Malvales; Malvaceae. The record is from RefSeq and is a predicted model, not a curated record.
AUGGGUGAUUUAGUUGUUAAAGAUAAUGCGUUAAUUAAUGCGAGUUACAACCUCGAUUUGGUCGAACAAAGAUUAAUACUUUUAGCAAUCAUUGAAGCCCGUCAAAGUGGCAAAGGCAUUAAUGCAAAUGACCCUUUAACUAUUCAUGCUGAAAGCUAUAUUAAUCAGUUUUCAGCACAUAGGAAUACAGCUUACGAAGGCUUGAAAAGUGCAUGUAAGGCACUGUUUUCAAGAUAUUUCACAUAUCAAGAACCUAGAGGAAAGGCUAUAGCUAAUAUUCAAAGUCGUUGGGUUUCACAAAUUGCUUAUAUUGAUGAACAGGCAAAAGUCGAGAUUAUCUUUGCUCCUGCCAUCAUUCCAUUGAUUACACGCUUAGAAAAAGAAUUUACAAAGUACGACAUACAACAGGUUUCUGGACUAUCAAGCGGUUAUGCAAUAAGGCUUUAUGAGCUAUUGAUUGCUUGGCGUAGCACAGGCAAAACGCCUAUUAUUGAAAUAAAUGAAUUUAGAAAAAAGCUUGGUGUUCUUGAUACUGAAUACAAGCAAAUGAAUAAUUUUAAAAGCCGUGUUUUAGAGCCUGCAAUCACUCAAAUUAACGAAAAAACCGACAUUAAAAUUAAAGUCGAACAGCAUAAAACAGGACGUUCUAUUACAGGAUUUUCAUUCAAGUUUAAGCAAAAACAAACGGCAAUUUCUGAGAAAACAAUAUCUACACAACGAGAUCAAAACACGCCCGAUCUAUUCACCAAAAUGACAGAUCCGCAACGCUUUCUAUUUGCUCACAAGCUGUCUGAAAUGCCUGAAAUGAGUAAAUACUCUGAGGGUACAGAAUCCUUUCAAGAUUUUGCGAAACGCAUAGCAGACAUGCUUUUAGAGCCUGAAAAGUUCAGAAAGUUCUAUCCGUUUUUAGAAAAGCUAGGAUUCGGUUCUAAACAAAUCGCACCAACUGCACCAGUAGAAAAAAAGAAAGAAUACACAAUUGAUGAUCACAUAUUUAUUGAUUACAGCA